AUGGUUCAGUGUGACGGUUGCAAUGAGUGGUAUCAUUUCUCGUGUGUAGAAGUGUCAGAAGGGAUUGCUGACGUGAGCUGGAUCUGCAUGAACUGCGAACACGCAAAGGAUCUAACCCCUUCCCCUCUGCAUACCCCCAACGUAAGCAGUACCACAUCCACUGUACGGUCAAAGAGCAAGGCAAGCAGCAUCGGAAGUCAGGCCAAACGGAGACAAGCUUUGGAACUACAAUGGUUAGAGGAGGAAAAGGAGUUGGAACGACGAUAUUUAGAACUCAAGUACAAGAUUCUGUUAGAGGGCGGUAGCGACUGCUCGUCGAUUGUUAGUGAACCCCAAUCAGUAUCAAUGUCGAAGGUGAAGAAGUGGAUAGACGACACGGAUGGAUACGGCGAGAAGGUUGACUGCGGAUCUGAAGCCGAGGAACUAGAGAAACGUCCACCGAGGAACUCGACUGCGUCUAUAGAGCACCAUGCUCCAGUUCCAGAUCAGCAGCGUGCGACUCAAGUUAAUAUCCAACUCCGACGACCCCCACAACGUGUUUCCGGCCAACAAGAGACUCGGCCAAUCUUCGGCAGCUCCCAUAUGCGACAAUCAGUCGCUCUCGCACCGGAGGCUGGAUCAUGGGUCGAAGCGAAUGCGUUUGUACCAGGUCAGCGUUCCACCCCCGUUGGACGACCAUCCCUCCCAGCGCAUGGGCUCAGUGACGACACGGCUUGUGUGUUGAAUCGAAGUCAAAUCGCCGCACGCCAGGCAGUUUCGAAGGAUUUGCCGGACUUCAGUGGUAAUCCGGAAGAUUGGCCGCUGUUCUUCUCGAUGUUUAACUCGUCGACUCAGAUGUGCGGAUUCUCCAAUGAGGAAAAUAUGUUACGGUUGCGUAAGUGCUUGAAAGGAAGAGCAUUGGAAGCAGUAAGAUGUCGCCUGCUCCACCCAUCGAACGUUGCGGGAGUCCUUUCAACUCUCAAGAUGCUCUAUGGACGCCCGGAAGCAAUCGUGCAGGCGGUUAUCAAGAAGAUACGAUCAUUGCCGUCACCGAGCAUAGAGAAGUUGGAGACAGUGGUGAACUUCGCGCUGACAGUUGAGAAUUUGGUCGCUACCAUUCAAGCGUGUGAGGUUAGUGACUUCGUCUACAAUGCAUCGCUGCGAUACGAGUUAGUAGGGAGGUUGCCACCAACGUUGAAGCUGAGCUGGGCCAGGUUCUCAAGGAACAACCCCACUCCGAACCUAUUGGAUUUCAGUACGUGGCUGUACGAGACAGCAGAGGAUGCAAGUGCGGUCGUAGAUACCGUAUUCAGCGAUCAACGGUUUCGCGGUACUAAGCGGGAUGGUUUCUUGAAUGUUCACUCGGAAAUAGACUCUAAGGAUUCGAAAUCAGCCAACUCUCCACAGAAACCAACCAUCGUUGACACCAAGAAGUGCGUGGCGUGCAAAGGGGAUUGUACGAUGCUGGCCAAGUGCAAACAGUUCGUAGACCUAAGCUACGAUUCGAAGUGGGCGACAGUAAGAGCUUACAAACUUUGUCGCAAAUGCCUGCGUAAACACAACGGGUCAUGUAGACAAGAAAAACCAUGCGGAACGAAUGGCUGUACAUAUCUGCACCAUCCUCUGCUUCACGGUUACGGAAACCCUCGAUCUGGUGAAUCUCCUACAGCAGCCGCUGUUUACGAGAAGAGUUGCAACGUGCACCAAGUGCAGUCGGAGAUCUUGUUCAGAGUAGUUCCGGUCAUUUUAUACGGCCCAUCGAAGGCAAUUCGAACCUACGCAUUCCUGGACGACGGCUCAGAACUCACGCUUCUAGAACAGAGUUUAGCAGACGAGCUCGGGUUAAGGGGACCAAAGAAUCCACUGUGCCUGAAGUGGACAGGCGAAACCACCAAGAUCGAAAACAGAUCACAAAACGUUAGUCUUCAAAUCUCCAGUGUAACGAACCCGAUCAAGAGGUAUGAUCUCUCCAGUGUACGAACGAUCAGAAAUUUGCAGAUCCGACCACAGACUCUCCUUACCUCGGAGUUGCAACAGAGAUACCAGCACCUCAUGGGACUACCGAUUGAGUCGUAUAACGAGGCCAAUCCGCGAAUCCUAAUCGGCUUGGAUAAUGCCACUCUCGGAUAUGCAAUGAAGAGUCGCGAAGGACAGUCAAAUGAGCCGAUUGCAAUCAAAACACGGCUCGGCUGGAUUGUUUUCGGCAGUUGUGUGGGAGAGAAGAAUGCUGGGCACUACGUAAACUAUCAUGCGCUACAGAUUUGCCAGUGCAACAGAGAGACCAGUGAAGAUCUUCACGAACUCGUCAAAGGUUAUUUUGCCCUCGACAGCUUGGGCAUCUCUAAGCAAAGUAAACUACUUCUGUCACACGAGGACCAACGAGCACAGUCAAUGCUGGAAUCACUCACUCGGCCCGUAGACAGCCGUUUUGAAUCCGGGCUUCUAUGGAAGUACGAUUCGGUCCGACUUCCGGAUAGUGCAGCGAUGGCACUGCGAAGAUGGCGAUGCCUAGAUAACCGCAUGAAGAAGGAUCCACUUCUGGCGGGCGAAUUGAACGCGAAAAUUCAGGAUCAUAUCAACAAAGGCUACAUUCGCAAGUUGUCCGCGGAAGAGCUGGAAGUAAACCACCCACGAGUUUGGUACCUUCCGAUAUUUCCAAUCGUCAAUCCGAACAAGCCGGGCAAAACGAGACUCGUAUGGGAUGCAGCUGCCACCGCCUUUGGAGUUUCACUCAACUCAGUUCUGUUAAAAGGCCCAGACCAACUGACAUCUCUUCUAUCUGUUCUGAUCCAGUUCCGGGAGUUUCGGACAGCGGUAUGCGGCGACAUCCGUGAGAUGUACCACCAAGUAAGGAUGCGGGAGGACGACCAACAUUGCCAACGCUUCUUCUAG
Topomyia yanbarensis is the source of this 2871-nucleotide messenger RNA. RefSeq lists its product as uncharacterized. NCBI's taxonomy places the organism in Eukaryota, Metazoa, Arthropoda, Insecta, Diptera, Culicidae. The record is from RefSeq and is a predicted model, not a curated record. The transcript has a single exon. Bases 1 to 2871 code for a protein of 956 amino acids.